Xyrichtys novacula (pearly razorfish) is the source of this 5494-nucleotide messenger RNA. Lineage: Eukaryota; Metazoa; Chordata; Actinopteri; Labriformes; Labridae. The record is from the annotation of a GenBank genome assembly.
GGACUACACUCACAGGGAUCUCAUUAUAGGUGCACUGUGAGACCUCAGACUUCUUCUUCUACUCCAAAAAAAGACAUCCAGAGCUGAAAAUGGUGAGUACCACAACAUCCUACUGCUACUUCCUGGAUAAAACCCUGAAAAAAGUCACCGUGGUGAUAUUUCAGAGGCUGUUUUUCUGUCUCUGAGUGGUUCCUGUGGACUGACUGUAGAUUUCUUGUUGCUUCUCCUCCUCACAGUCCAGCUUUAGUCUGUUGUUUCUACUUUACUGGACCCCAGGCUGUCUCUGGGAUAAGUUUCCAGCCGUUCUCCAGCACAUAAAGCUUGUGUAUUUAUCUGAAACAUAAAGUCAAUCAGUGGAAACAUGCUAGCAGGCAUGUGGCUCUGGCUCCAGUAAAGGUUAACUGUUUCCAUAUGGAGGCCCUGCCUGUUUGUGUGUGUUUUACAUUUCUAUUUCUGCUGCUCAACAUCACGCUGAUAAGCUGCUGCAUUCCUCUGCUGUCAGACCUUCCAGAUUAAUGCACACAGGCACACCACGUGCAGACAUAUCGAACAAAUCUGCAGCAAAAAGCAGCUCCUGCAUUUUUCUAAGAGCAGGCACAUGAUGAUAAGCCUGGGAUCAACAUUUUUACAGGCUCAAGAACCAUAAGUUUAUUCUUCAGAGUCCAGGAAGCUGACCUUUUCCCUUUUGACUUUGUUCCUUUGUGACUUGGCGGCAAACAGAUGGCGUGUUGUAAUGUUUGCAGGCCCGUGCAGAAAUCCAGGAGUGAGUAAACGGAGCGAAAGUCUGCUUUUCACAUAUGCUGACACUUUCCUGUGGGGCCGUUUGGUAUGCAACAUAAAGGGGAGGAGGUGUGGGGACGCUUCCUGUCUUUGGAGCUGCCUAAAGAGCUUCAAAGUCCGUCUUCUCCACGUUAAAGUUUGGUCUGUAGGCCUGAAAACUCUCCAGAGGGGUCAUUCAAGUGGAGAAGAGCUCACAUUAAAGCUGAAUGAACACCCGUGAAGUUUUUCAAUCUGAACUUUUGAUCAGAUUCCUCGAAUCUGCGCUGAACAUCAGGCUUCAAGCACAAAGCUCUUCUUUAUAGUCAAGGCCCAAAGCGCCAGCUGUGACGUAGUUUCAGGAGCCGACUGAGGAAGCAGAAAAUAACUGGGUGUACCACCGUGGAGUGGAUUUCACAGGCCGUGUGUCUGUGUAAACAUGAGCGGAUGUGGCAUGUUGCAACACAGCAGAGCCAGCAGAGCUCCACUUCCACAUUUCUAACACAUGGUGAGGCUCUGUGGAAAAACUGAAGGUUCCUGUUGAAUAUGGCGUCUGUGAACGAUCCCAGUUUUUCUGCCGCCGCACAAACAGGUCAGUGGGUGAGAGUAAAGCUGUCUGUGUCUCUGUGUGCUGCGUGAUUGAACCUUCACUAAAAUAGCAGCUGCUGAGCUGGCCGCCAUCGCCAUACUUGGCAACUCCCGUGUCACGAUGCGGGACAGAGACCCCUCCUGUCAGCCUCCAAUCACAGGCCUUUUCAAGGGGGAGGGGGGGACAGAGGGAUCAAAAUUCACAACAAGCCAAAAGUCCAGGAUGAGAGGAAGAACGACAGGAACAACCUCUUCACCGCUGAGGCUCUAACUUCCUGUCUCUGAGGGUCUCAGCAGAUUUAUGUCCUUUUAUUUUAAUGAGGCGGUUAUUAACUCAUUAAUGUGAGCUAAUUAUCUCACACGUUGAAAGCUUUUAGUCGAGCAGAGGAGUAACGCUGUAACAUCUGAAGAAACAGGUCACAGUUUUAUAACCAAAUAAAGUCAGAGUUUCAUCUGCUGUUGGUGAAACUUUAUCAUCGUCUCAGGUUAAUGUUUCCUGGACUUUUUCAUCACUUCCACUUGAAAAGGUGUUUCUGCAGAUUCACUGAUUUGACAUUUAAAUACUGAGUUAAAAAAUCAUCUCUCGCUCGCUGUCAGACGUCCUGAUAAAGUCCUUCUCAGCGGUUCGUCCCUGCGUCUGUAAAUGAGCGAUCCUCUCGCCCUGAUCCUCAUCACACCAUCAGACGAGGUCAGGGUGUUUUCCCGAACACGCAGUGACUGAGCUUGUUGUUUGUUCUGUUAAAGAGGUUUCUCCAGAAAAACACGACCGUCCGCUCUUUCAGCUUCAGAUUCAGAGACAGCCCUACAUCCUCAGACUUUCACAACAACACGAAAAUUUCACCGGCCCGUGUGCGCUCACUAAAAAUGAGGUCAAAGGUCGAGUUUCGCUGCAGCUGCCUCACUUUACAGAGGUAUCAGGGUUGCGUUUGCCCUGACUCUUGUCUUGGCAGGUAUAAGAGCAGACUCAAUGAUCUGCAGGUCUGUCGUGUUUGUCUCGUGUUACGGAGAACAGCUGGCCUCAUGUUGACAGACCAACUGCUGCAAUAAUGCAAACACACACAGCAGGAGGCUGAAGCAGUUUUAUCAGCAAACAGACGAGUCGGUACCUCACGAGGGGUUUGUCUUUCACGCAUUUGCAUCUCUUAUCAGGUUUAUCUCCUCUGAAGGCACCGGCUCCAGCACAGGCUGUUUCUUUUUUAACUCCAGAGGCAAAAAUUUCCCUCUCAAAUGAUGAGACCAAACUUGUUUCAGUCCUGCCAAACCACUCACCCUCCACUCCCUCCCACAUCUCCAGCAGGCAUGCCUCAGCAGGGCGUGGAGGCCCUUUGGCCUCUGGGACACUCUGACGUGUUGGUGUUAAUCACUUUUCACAGAGUAUUUAGAUCACUGACUGCUGAUCGGACUUGUCACAUCCUCCUCUGAAGAUUUACAGUUUUCUGUGAAGUUUACAGGGAAGUGGAGCUCAAAGUUCCCUGAAGUGUUUCCUGACUCUCAGCUGAUGUUUCCUGCAGGUUAUAACACAAAUGUUGUUGCUACGCUAACUUAAAAAAAUGCUUUGACCCAAAUCUGAAUGGGGUUUGGUUUGCUGGCUCCACCUUACACCUUUCAUGUUCUGCAAGUUUGGACAGGUGUGGGCAGAAAUAUCAGAACUAGGUUACCCAGCUUAAUACUGUGACCUAAAAAUGCAGAUAAUCUGAAUGGGGUUUGGUUUGCAUAAUUAAGAUCUAAUUUACAAUUUGCUGGCUCCAGAGUUUUUGUUGUAACUGAGGGUUUCCAGCAGAAAUCAGGUUAUUGAGUUCACCCGCCGGAUGGUUUGACCUAAAUACGUAUGAAACUGGAACGGUGUUUGUUUGCCGGCUCCACCUCGGUCUAUUUUCAAGCAGGUGCAAAGCAGAAAUAAUGACGUUUAGCCAUCCAGUAAUGUAGUUCAGCUCAAAUAUGUUUGAAACAGUUUGUUUAGUAAGAUGAAUUUAUCUUGGAUUUUAAAGUCUCACACACUAACACCUGCCUUUCUUCCCUUCAGCGCGAGUGUAUCUCCAUCCAUGUGGGCCAGGCCGGCGUCCAGAUGGGCAACACCUGCUGGGAGCUGUACUGCCUGGAGCACGGCAUCCAGCCGGACGGCCACAUGCCCAGCGAGAAACCCUCCACCGGCUACGACGACUCCUUCACCACAUUCUUCAGCGAGACCGGCACUGGGAAGUACGUCCCCAGAGCCAUCUUUGUGGACCUGGAGCCCACGGUCAUCGGUGAGUCUGAGGGGAACUUUUCCAAAAAACAGAGAGCUGUAAUUUUCUGCAGACAUUUACUGUCGAAACGAAAUGAGGUUGAGUUUGGAAAGACCUGAGGUAAAACUUGAGAACAGAGAGCUGAAGAAUCCCCUCGUGAUAAUAAAGUCAUAAAGAUUAAACUAGCUGAUCAUUUACUACGACUAUCAUGUCACCUACUCUCUCAAAGAUAAGUCAGGGAACCCGAGCAGAAAGGAGAGCAGAUUAGUUCUUUCUCACCUUUUUAAAAACAGUAAUUGUGAGCUGGACUGGACCGCAUGGUGGAACUGCAGCUUUUAUGUCUCCAGAGGAGAAAAAAAUAAACCUGAGUUUAAGAAAAGCAGAGAGAUACUUGCAGAUGACCGACCUCUGCAGCUUCAUCUGAGUCUUUCCUCCGUUACAGACGAGGUUCGUACCGGUACGUACCGCCAGCUCUUCCACCCUGAGCAGCUGAUCUCAGGAAAGGAAGACGCCGCCAAUAACUACGCCCGUGGUCACUACACCGUGGGGAAGGAGCACAUCGACUCUGUGCUCGACAGGAUCCGCAAACUGGUAUGAAAAUAUCGAGAAAACACUGUUCUGUCCUGAAGAAGCUGGUUUCAGAUGUGUUUUUGACCCCAAGUUUGACCUUCUUCUCCCAGUCUGACCAGUGUACCGGACUCCAAGGUUUCCUGGUCUUCCACUCCUUCGGCGGAGGAACCGGCUCAGGCUUCACCUCCCUGCUGAUGGAGCGCCUCUCAGUCGACUUUGGGAAGAAGUCCAAGCUGGAGUUUGCGAUCUACCCGGCUCCUCAGGUGUCCACAGCUGUGGUGGAGCCGUACAACUCCAUCCUGACCACCCACACCACGCUGGAGCACUCCGACUGCGCCUUCAUGGUGGACAACGAGGCCAUCUACGACAUCUGCCGCAGGAACCUGGACAUCGAGCGUCCUUCGUACACCAACCUGAACCGUCUCAUCAGUCAGAUCGUCUCCUCCAUAACCGCUUCCCUGCGCUUCGACGGCGCCCUGAACGUGGACUUGACAGAGUUCCAGACCAACUUGGUUCCCUACCCAAGAAUCCACUUCCCUCUGGCCACCUACGCGCCGGUCAUCUCUGCUGAAAAGGCGUACCACGAGCAGCUGACGGUUGCAGAAAUCACCAACUCCUGCUUCGAACCGGCCAAUCAGAUGGUGAAAUGCGACCCGCGUCACGGGAAGUACAUGGCGUGCUGCCUGCUGUACCGUGGCGAUGUCGUCCCCAAAGAUGUCAACACAGCAAUCAGCAACAUCAAAACCAAACGCAGCAUCCAGUUCGUGGACUGGUGCCCCACUGGGUUCAAGGUAGGAAUCAACUACCAGCCUCCCACCGUGGUUCCCGGAGGAGAUCUCGCCAAGGUGCAGCGUGCCGUGUGCAUGCUGAGCAACACCACCGCCAUCGCAGAGGCUUGGGCACGACUCGACCACAAGUUCGACCUCAUGUACGCCAAGAGGGCCUUCGUGCACUGGUACGUGGGAGAGGGGAUGGAGGAGGGCGAGUUCUCGGAGGCCAGGGAGGACAUGGCGGCCCUGGAGAAGGACUACGAGGAGGUGGGAGUCGACUCGUUCGAUGAGGACGAAGAGGGGGAGGAGUAUUAAAGAGGGGUGACGGUGGGAGUCGACUCGUUGGAGGAGGAUGAAGAGGGGGAGGAGUAACAAAGAGGGGUGAAGGUGGGAGUCGACUUGUUGGAGGAGGAGUUUUAAAGAUGGGCGAAGGUUUCUCUGAUGUAACAGGUUAAUGUUCUGAUGUUUGUAGACCGUAAUAAAGACGAGUGUCGCUGCGAGGAGCAGUUUGUUCAGAAUCGAUCCCACCGUGUUCGGUUUAAGUGCCUUUAAUGCCUUUUCUAAAUAAAAGCUGUUCACACCACA